AUGUUCAGUUCGGCUGCCGCUGAAGAUUCCCCGCACAGUGGGCCACCCAGUCCAGAUUGCUCUGGAAGUGGAGCUGGGGGCCUCCAAGGCAGUGCUUCGGCACCGGGCCAGCCCUCCGCUUUGUCUCGGGAACAAGGCCGAGCUAUCUCUCCGUCUCGUCGAGAAUCAAGUGGAACGAAACUGAGCGGCCGCUCCCCGGCGAAUUCCCGCCGGUCUUCCAACGCUUCGCGGCGGUCGUCGGCUUCGUCUUUCCUCUCCACGUCCACUCUCCAGCCAAAGAGGCGGGAUGCUGGCAGUUCAGAGCGCGGGGGCGCUCCGCACGCCUCUGUGCUCUCCGACAAAAAAGCCGCAGACGAAACGUCCAGUUCUCGCGGCUCUAGCUCCUGCGCGAGUCCCGUCUCUCCACGCCGCGAGGAGGGCGCAGCCGCGCGGACUGGCGUGCCUGGACAACCGACGCACCCACGACGGGGGUCUUUCCCUCAAAAGAAAAGUGUCGGCGGGCCAGAGGAAACUGCGGUGUCUUCCGGUCAAUCUUCAGUAGAUCGCCGGAGGACCGCUGGAGACGAAGACGCUCUGGAAGGCCCUAGCGGAGGCAACAAUGCAAGUCGACGACCCGUGACAAGUCAGCAAAGAAGCCGGCUUCUCCUCGCUCGACAGGAAGAGCGAGAGGAACUCAGCAGUCAGCCAUCUCCUUCUGACGGGUCUCAGACGUCCAGCAGCCGUCGCACCUCUCUUCAGCUUUUGCAGCAGAAAAAACAGCUUCUUCAGCUCCAGCAACAAAACGAACAGAGAGAAAGAGAAAAGCGCCUGCUCGUGCAGAAACUGAAGGCGACGAAGGCGGAAGACGAGGGGAGCGCGGGGAUGACCGGAGAUGAUGAAGUGGCGGGAGGGAGUGACGAGGCAGGCGAAGGAAACGGAAAGGCCAGCCCCAGCGAGCAGGACAUAGAGGAGAGGAAACACGGCGGCAAGAUGCGUGGAGAGGGAAGGCAGCGGCAACACGAGAGUGCAAAGGCUGGAGACAGUGGACACGCAUGCAACAGCGAAACAGAAAACCACCGAGAAGGAGAAGAAACACACGGGGUAACAGAUGCAAGAAAUCAGCCAGCAGAAGUCCCCGACAGCGAGAAAUUCGAAUGGGAAUUGACAGCUCAGGCAAUUCCAUAUCAUCAACAAGGCAAUCCCGAGUUUGACGCUCCAGCGGAGCUCGAGGCGCGACACCAGCUGAAAGAGCACCCGGCCAUCCAGAGUGUCCUCGCGGAAGUUUGGCAGGUGUUUCAGAAGGACAAAAACGACUGCAUCUCUCGACAGGAGUACACAAAUGUGUUGAUGCGGAUUUGCCUCGUGCUUCUCCCCACUCUUUCUGCUGAGAGCGCCCUGGCGAUUAUCGACAACGACUGGAGACGGGACUGCCGAGGCAGUCCCUAUUUGACUUUCAACUUGUUCCGCGACGCCUUCUUCGAGUUGGCGGAUCUGUGGACGCCGGUAGUGGACGGGGAAGCCUACGCGACAUUCUUGUCCAAGCUCUUCAAACGCAUCACUGUUCAACAAAUCACCCGGCGCGAGUCCGCGGAGAAGAUUCGAGUUGUCCCCAGAAUCGUUGUUCGCUUCCGAACCAAAAAAGCACCAUCGUCCAGGGAGUCGCCGCCUUCGUCGCACCGGGAGGUCGUGGCUCUCGUGAGAAACCCGACCGACGAGCCGCGGAUGACAGCGGAGUGGACUGAGGAGGGAGAAAAGGAGCUUCGAGAAGCCCUUGAGCAAGGCCUCACCGGCGCAGAUGUGCUCGCCUUCGACGAAGAUGUCGUGCACCCGCCGCUGCCUUCGCCGCUGCCUGACACGCUCGCCGUGCAAACUGUCUGGGCAGAAAAAGACGAAAUCGCGCCUCUGGGCGCUGCGGCGCAGGCCAUGGUUGACGCCGUCUUGCGACAAACAGUGCAGGCUCGCGAGGAUGGAGCCCGAAAGCAGGACGGAGAAAAAGAAGGAGAACAAGGAGGAGAACAAGAAGGAGAACAAGGAGAGCAGGAAUACAAAGAAGCGCAGCGAGAACAGGACGGAAGGCAGGGAGAACCGCCACAUACAGCCGUCGUCUAUCACCGCGGGCGUUCAGGGCCGCCGGCCGGAGAUGGAGGCUGGCCGUUCGCGCGGCGCAUGCAGGAAGGCGCAGAAUACAGACGCAUUCUCGAGAGAAAGCGACGCUGGGGGAAGGCGGGGCAGAAGCGAAAAGGAAGCACAGAAGCGGAGAAAAGAGAUGGCGAACAGGCACACAGAAAACCAGUUGAGACCGAAUCAGAAGGCACAGGCGGCGGUGAUAGAGACAGAGAAGACACAGACGGAGGAAAGGGAGACACGGAGAGGCAAGAAGCGGGUGGCGAGAGCGACUGGAAUGUUGCAACGGUCGAGAGAGCGCAGUACGCGAUGCCUGAAGCCUUCGAGUGGCCCUUACGGAAUAGCGGGUACUUUCAGUCUCCGGAGAAAAUGAGGGAACCUCUGAACGUGGCGCAUGAGAGAGGCAAACUGAGGAGAGAGAAGGACGGCGUUCGUCCCGGUCUGUCUAUCACUGUCAGUCUUGGAACAGUGCCGAAAGUUGUCGUUGUCGAUGGGGAGGUCGCGCUGUCGGAUCGAGCGUCGCGCGGAGAUGCGUUUGUGAUUGCCGCUGCGGACGAUGGGCUGUUUGAGGCUCUCGAGGAGGUGAAAGGUAGCGAGAAAGCGGGAGGCGAGGAAGGAACCGCGAGAGAAGAGGUGCGAGUGAAGGAAGACGUCCCCUCGCCGCUGCCGCUGUACCCUGGAGACGACACGAGCUCGACGUAUGUGCACGAGGCUCAGCCCGCAACAGAUACCGGCCCUGGACUCCUCGAGAGGGACAUGGUGAAUCUCGCAAUCACACCGAAACAAGCAAUUCUCGUCACAGGGCCAGGCAUUCCGGAAAAGAGCAAACUGGCUUACAAGCUAGCACGGAAACUUGGACUUCUUCGUCAGCUCCAGGCGGGGAAAGCCGUCUCCGCCUCGGACGCGCUCCGCCUCGCGUCUGAGUUUAUGGCCAGCAGGCGGGCGAGAGCUGCCGGCUACGUCCUCGAACUGCCUAGCGACAGUCCGCAGGCAGUCGAGCGCUUUCUGAGGACGACGAAGGCGGUCUCAGGGAAACCGUCGAUUAACUGGGGUGAAUUCCUAGCCCGCCAGGCUCUCGAGGGCAUUCAAGAAGCAGAGGAGAGAGAAUCGGUUGCGGGACAGGGCGACGAGGAAGGCGGGAAAGUGCUGGCAAGAGGGGAAGGGAGAGACGAGGAUGAGACGAGCUCCAGGCGGCGAGAGAGUCCAGGGGAAGGGGAAGCGAGGGGAGAGGAGGAAGAUGAGCCGCCGGAAUUUGGGGACAGGCAACGGGCGCCGGGAGGCGAAGAAGAGAAGGGCGCAGAUGAGGAAGACAGCCAGUUGGCUGAAGACGAAGGGAGAGGAGAGGAAGAGAACAAGGAGGGCGAAGAUGGUGCAGCAUCUUGGACGGAGGCCGCACUCGAGAAAGAUACCCACUCAGAUAAGAGAGGGAAAGGACCGGAACCGGACCCAACGGCGGUCCGUACACCUAGCGGCGGACGACACGCCAGCGACGGGGCAUCGUCGACGAAGGAGCAAGGAGAAGAGGAGAGCGAACGCAAGAGCGAAGACUCCCAGAAGGAAGAGCGGAAGGAAGAGAACACAGGAAGGCACUCCGCCGACACCACCUCUUCCUCUGAGAAGCGAGAAGAGGGUGCACGUACCAAAGCGCCGAGCGAAGGAGAGAAAACGACAGAGGAGGAAGACGCUCCCGACCAUUCCUCAGAGAGCCGCGAAUUUCAGAUUGAGGAUGGCCAGCGGAGUGAAGGCCCCGUGAAGCCAAGAGAAAAAGAGAGAGAGAAGGAAGAGAGAGAGAAGGACGGGAGCGACGGCACACCAACUGCAGUCGCAGGCGGGAGAACGCAGGACACAGAAGUCGAGAAACGCGGAGAGCGCGCACUCGAGCUGCCAGAGAAAGACCCUGAAGUUCUACGUUUUUCGGAAGAACGCCAGGCCUCGGCUUCGCCACUUGAAAACGAACGAGAAAGAGAGGUGGACGAUCAGAGACAGUCUUGGUCUGCUCCUGAAGAGGGGCAGGAAGAAGAGAGCGAGAAGGAAGAAGAGAGAGCGGAAGAAGAAGAGCGAGACGAGGAUGUGGAGGGAGAGGGGGAAGAAGAGAGAGAGAAGGAAGAAGAGAGAGGCGAAGCAGAGAGAGAAGAAGAGAGAGGAGAAGCAGAGAGAGAAGAAGAGAGAGGAGAAGCAGAGAGAGAAGAAGAGAGAGGAGAAGCAGAGAGAGAAGAAGAGAGAGAGGACGAAGACAGAGAAGGAGAGAGAAAGGACGAAGACAGAGAAGAAGAGAGAGCGAAGGAAGACAGAGAAGGAGAGAGAGAUGACCAAGACAGAGAAGGAGAGAGAAAGGACGAAGACAGAGAAGAAGGGGAAGAAGGCGAGGAUGAGUUCGAAGGCGAAGUGGAAAUCGACGAAAGACAAGAAGCGCAAGAGGCUUUGGAGAAGGCCAGGCAAACAGGCGAGAGAGUACCGAAUCCUUUGGUAGACGUGUAUCCGAGAGAGGUCGUCCUCGUUCAAGUUGAAACCGAAGACAUUGACGCCAUUGCGAAGUCCUUUGGGAUCGAUGCGGAAAACGGCGGCACUGUGCGCGUGCUCGACUCGACAGUCCGGACGUUCCGGAAGCUGCCGCUGGCCCCGGGGAAAAGCACAGACUCGCUGUCGACUGUGAACAAGUCCUUCGUCGACGAGCCGCCGAUGGACUCGAAAGACCUCGACAUCGGAGAAGAUCUGCUCACUGCUCUCCGGCGCAUGUUUCCGCCCGCCUUUGCGUGCCCAGCCAAUCCGCCUCUGCGCAGCGCUCUGUCGCGGCCUGGGGGGAUUGGCGAGAACGGAAAGAUGUAUUUUCCCGCAUUGACGGCGGAGUACCUGAGGGAGCAGCGCGAGCUAGCAAACGACAUUUUAUCGGACAUUCGGAAGGCAGGCAUGCGCGCCAUGAAGCUCUUCCAUGGCGAGACGUCCACCAGCGGCAUGGCACGCAUUCUGGCGACGCGCAUCAACAAGACCCCGGCGGAGGGCGCCUCUGCGCCUCCGCCUCUCCAGUAUGCUGCGCCGCUUCCGACGCCCAUUCGCGGCGUGGAGCCGUUCACGCCUCUUGCGGAGUUGCUGACGCUCGGCCUGGAGGAGGCGCGCGCGCGAGAACGCAGAGAGGCGGAAGAAGAAGACGUCGAAGAGCGGCAAGACGGCGAGGCUUCGGCGGACGAGGACGAGGACAGAACCUCGGCGGGACACGAAGGCGACGACGCAAGCAGCCUCGCUUCACAGCGCGCCUCGCGGCGCGACUCACGGACGAGCAGUGGAGACGCUGACGGCGAAGGCAGCGACGCUUCGUCUUGGCGCCGGAGCGCUUCGUCCCGCGAGGGCGUCGAGGCCGCGAGCGAAGCGGCGGCGUUUUCGCGCAUCUGGUCAGCGUGGAAGCAAACGUGCCCCGUGACGCUGUUCGAGGAGGGCGUCGCGGUGGAGGGGCGCCGAGAGAUGGCAGUGGACUACGCAGGCCGCGUGUUUCUCUUUGCGGACGAAGCCAAGCAGAAGCGAUUCCUGGACGACCCAAAAACUUUUCUGGGUCGGCCUCCCGCGCUGCGGGCCAAGAUCGCCGUCGCGCUCUCUGGCGCGAACCGCUCCGUCGCGGUGAAACAAGCUGCGCUGCUCGCAGACGCGUUCGGCCUCGUCGCCGUGGACGUUCAGUUGGAGUUGCAGCUGGAGCAGCAAAGAGCCGAGGCCUGGGAGAGGCGCAUGCAGGCCUUCGAACGGCGCCGCGAGGAGCAAGCGCGAGAACGAGAGCGGCGCCAAGCUGAUCGAGAGAGAGAAGACGCAGAGACGAAGGAAAACGACGGCGCCGGAAGGCACCUGCGCGAAGAGGAGACGAACGGAGUCGAUCCGCUGCUGGAGGCCUCGGCGAGCGGCGAGGCCUUCCGCGCAUACCCGGGAGAAGCUGAAGAGGAAGAACCCACGCCCCGCAGUCCCCGAGAGUUUCAACUGACCGACGCAGAGAGGGCCGCCCUAAAAGAGGGAAAGCCACUCGGCGAGGAGACGAUUGCGAGAGUCGUCGCGUUCCGUCUGGGUUUGGCGAGAAAUGUGGAGAUCCUGGAGGAGCGGCGGGCGGAAGAGGCGAGGCUGAGGGCGUUCGUUGAAGACUUCGAGAAGAAGCAGGCGGAGAGCGACGAGGCCCUGGAAUUUCCGGCCGAUCUUCCAGUGGACCCAGAUACGCACGAGCCCGCGCUUCCGCCCCUGGCGCUGUUGCCGCCGCCUGCCGGCUUCGUCAUCGUCCACUUGGGGAGAACCAAGCGCGAGGAUGCAGCCCUCGCGGAGUACGGAAUACAAGUCCAGCACUGGAUCCACUUCACAGAGGACGUCGGCGAGGAAGAAAAGGAGGCGCACAAGAUGCUGGCGGACUUGCAGGCCGACGCAGACGCAGCGGCAGAUGCUAUAGCGAGAGUGCAGAGGCUCCGGCCUGCUGCCUGUCCGAACAGCAGUUUGCCGCAGCCUCGACUCUCUCAGGACUUUCUCGAUCCUCUAGGAAAGAAGGUGUCCCUACUUUGCGGGGACCGCUUGGAGGCGGCGGAUCCGUCUCCGGAAAAAGAAGCCUUGACAACUCGGUCGGCUGCGUCCUCGGCAGCGCCCUGCGCGUCGGAACUGGCGGGAGACUCCCUCGCUUCCUCCCGCCCCCCGGGGACGGGCGCGGGAGUAGAGAAGGGCAGAGACGCCGCGCGGAAGCGGGAGCCGACAGACGCCUCGUUGCCGAGGGAUUUUCCCGCGGACGGGACGCCGGAGGCCGGAAACGAGGGAGAGGGGAGACAGGAGACAGGGGCGCGACACGCGGAAGAGACAUCGGCAGCGACAGACCGGGCUCUCCUCACACAGGCGGAAGAGAGACUGUUUCUUGAGUACGAAGAAGGCCAUCCAGAAAGCGACCUCGAUGUGCCGAUAAUUCCGAUCUACAUGCAUCUCUCGGACAUGGCGAAGCACUACCGCAUCCGGCGGACCAUCGAUCCCUUCUUCACUUCUCCAGAUGACCCAGAGACGACUCCGCCGCUGCCCGAUCUAUCCGCGGUUCUCGCGCAAAUCGACGACUGCAACUCUCUUCAGCGGGCUCCUGAAGACCGCAGAGGAGCCCCCUACUCGCCUUCCUUCCCCUUCCUUCCGCCACUUCCUCCCAUCUUCUACGGGGAAACUGGUCACUACUGUCCCGUGAGCUUGCGGCGGCAACAGUGGCUGCUGCCUGGGAAGCCUGAGUGCGCUGUCUCUGUUCAGCAGCGAAUCUACAUGUGUUGCGACAGUCGCGCGCAGACUCUGUUUUCGCUGAAUCCUCGCGAGUUCAUGCCGUCGUCGUACUUGGACCAAGAAGACAGCGAGGAAAGUGCGCGGGAAGCUUGUGACCUCGCGGGACAGAGUGCAUUCGAGGCCGAGGAAGAAACCUUUUACGCAAAAGUCGAGAAGGAGGUCCACGUUCCGCCCCCAAGGAUUGCCUUCCUCGGCGGAACUGGCUCGGGAGUUUCCACUCACAUGGAGCUCUUCAACCGCUCCGCCUGGCUCCCAGUGUUGCACUUUCCUUCGCACUUUAGCCGCGCGCUGAAGCGCUGUCUUCUGCGCUACCGGAGGCGCGAAGAGGCGGCGAAACAGAGAGAGGCCUGGAGGGAGAGGAGAGAGGAAACGCGGCGGCGACGGCGCAGCGAGGGCGGAGACGGCCACGAGGCGGGCGGCGAGCAGAAGGCAGACGAGGUCGGCAGCAACGCAGCCGAAAGCCCAGACGGCCGGCUGCUGGACGCGCUGGCACUCGCCGAGCCGGAGGACGACACAGAUGAGGACGAACUAGCUCCUAAAGACGCUUCCGUGCCUUUCUGCGACGAUCGCACGUCUCCAAACAGUGCCGGGGGCGCGGAGGAGUUAACGACAAAUGACAGACUCUAUGGAAGAUACAGCUGGGAGCACGACAUCUGGAAAGACUGGGAGAGCUUCGACUUGCCCGAAGAGAAGAUCCAGCAAAUACGCGUGGACGCAGUCCGCCGAGUGCUUCACAGUGCCAUGGGCCCUGUCCUCAUUGACGGCAGUUCAUUCUGCACUUUGCCCCCCGUUCAGCCGCCCGGAGACGAAGACAAGGAACGAGAACUCGCUCUCAGUGCCCCGUCCUUUGCGUCACUCACAAACGACGCCCAGAGACUCCCCGACGCCGUGGUUAUCUUCACAGCGAGCAAGGAGACCGCUGCGCAGCGCGUCCUGGACCUUGCAAAAAUUAAAAGAGAAGCGAUUGAGGACGCCAAGCGAAAGAUGGCUGCUCGUCAAGAGAGACAGCGAAAGAGAGAGGAGCGAGAGCGGCGACGAGCUGAAGCAGAGGAGCUCGGCGAAGAGUAUGAGGAAGAAGAGGCGGAAGAGGAAGAAGAGGAGGAAGAGGAAGAAGAAAAGGAAGAGGAAGACGAGGAAGAAGAUGGAGAGAAGGUCGAUCCUCUAGCGCUCGCGGCUCAGCGGGCCUCAAGGAAAGCGCUCCGAGAUUUUGCUCGGCGGAAAGCCACUGAGGACGCGAUUGUUCUCCAGUCGGCGAAGCUCUUUGCAUCUGCGCGGGUCCCAGUGCUUGUCGUCAACAGCGAUCGAACAGAACAGACAGUCCAGCGCGCAGUUAACGAGUUUCUGCAGCCUUUUCUGCGACACCGCCAAAGCCUUCUUCUCUCUCCGCAGUGCAUGCGUUUGGACAAAGCGACCUGCGCCCAAUUUCUCAAAUCCGGGGUGGCGAGGCAUUCCCGCUUCGGCGCCUUUUCCCCGACGGAUGUGGAUGCUAUGAGGCCUCAGCCUUCGGUGCCUCACUGGAAAUGUUCCUUCGCCGUCGCGCUUCUUCAGAUUGCUCGUUGGAUCGCCGAGUGGUCAGGGGCGGUGUACGUGACGCCCCAGAAAGCUCUCAGGCAGUGCAUCGAGGAGGCGAAGUCGUCUCAGCUCGUCGACCAAGUUCUCCACGAUCUCCGCAGAGGCCGGGCGGUUUCGCCCUGUUGCUUGAUUCGAGUUGUUCACCAGCGCCUUCGUCAUUCGGACGCGCUCCAGCGGGGAUUCGUCUUGGACGGAUGCCCCGCGCACGUUGGCCACGCCAAGCGCUUCCAGCGUCUCGAGGCGCUCCACCAAAUUGAAGUUCCUGCCUCGUCUCCUCUACAAGACGACGUUCACCUCCACUCGCCUUCUCCCUCCACUUCUCCGCGCUCUGCCUCCUCGCGAUCUUCUUCCCUUCGAGCUUCUGCCCUUCGCUCUCCUUUCCCCCGGUCUGCUUCGUCUCUCAGCCUGGGGGGUGCACGAGGAAGAGAGGAAGCGGGCGCCGGCGACGGACCUUCGCGGCACGGCACGGCGGAGAAUUGGGGAGUGGACGAGGCGAGGGAAGGCGGCGCAAAUGCAGGCCACGGAAGGAGACAGGAGGAAGCCGAACGAGGCCGAUUUGACCAGGACGGUCGUGGCGAGGCCGUCGCAGCGGAUUCUGAUGAAGCAGGUAGGGGAGGCGGGAAAGCCGCGGUCUUCAGGAAGCUAGCGAGCGAGAGCUUUAAGGCGGUUAUGGAAAAGCAAGAAAGACAAAAGGAGGCGGCGAGGAAACAUGCAGGAAAGGGGGAAGGCGCUGCCAGAGAAGAGGCAGAAAGGUGGAGACGAUCGAGAUCUAGUGGACAGGACGAAACGCUAGCGAAAGAGACCGAACUGCAGCAUGAGAAACAGCCGAGGCCCCACACUGCGCCGCUCGAAGACUUUUCUCUCUCAAAGUUGAACGCAAAGAAACCCACGCCCUCGCCUCGCCUCUCGUCGGCUUUGGAUCAAGGAGCAGCUGAGGAGGCAGACGGGGAAACGCACGAAAAAGAGGAGGCUCCGGAAGAAGGGGAGGGAGAAGACGAACGAGACAGCGAAGGCAACGGCGAGAGGAGAGAAAAUGACGGAGUCAAGCGAGAAGAAGGAGAAAGGCAAAGUGAAGGCGGCGAAGACGGGGAAGUGACAAGGGAUGAAGGAGGAAGAGAAGGAAAUGAAGAAGAGGCAGCAUCAGCAAGCACGGAAAUUCUCCACGGAGACCGGAAGAAGGGUGCCGCGGAUGUGGCGGGAGGGAACCCUCCAUGCGUUGAGCAGAGAGAAGAUGAAGGGAAGGAAGCAGCAGAGAGGCGUGAUGGGGCGCUUCGUCUCGCAGCCCAGGAAGCGAGACACAAACUAAGGGAGGAACGGGAUGCGCAAACGCUUCAAGAAGAUGAAGAAUUGGAGGACGACGAAGAUGAGGAAAGUGCCAUUGAUAUUAUCUUUGUCUUCGAAGCGGAUGAACACCUCACAAUGCGCAGAGCCGCAAAAAUCCACGAAAAUAUCAGCAGCGGUUUCCCCGUUCAAGACGAACGCGACUACCAAGCCAACGCAGCCGCGCAAAAGGAGAGGUGGUCCACAUACCGAUCCACGAUCGCCCCUCUUCAGGCGUACUACUCGAGCGCCUACAGCAAUGUAAUGUAA
Messenger RNA from Neospora caninum, 10527 nucleotides. RefSeq lists its product as hypothetical. The record is from RefSeq and is a predicted model, not a curated record. Lineage: Eukaryota; Apicomplexa; Conoidasida; Eucoccidiorida; Sarcocystidae. The coding region runs from base 1 to 10527 and encodes 3508 amino acids. The transcript is spliced from 27 exons. Gene Ontology annotation, molecular function: calcium ion binding.